Lolium perenne is the source of this 1208-nucleotide messenger RNA. The record is from RefSeq and is a predicted model, not a curated record. Lineage: Eukaryota; Viridiplantae; Streptophyta; Magnoliopsida; Poales; Poaceae.
UACCCACAAACAGUGUUAGUUCAAAAUGCUUCCUCAUCUGUUGGCAUCGUCGGAGUGCUUCGCUCUGCGGGCGGAGCACAACGGCAAGUUCCUGCAGCCCGUGCACCACGCACGACACGGCGGCAUCCGAAUCGAGGCCAGCGCCGACACCACCGCCGGGAACGCGCGCGCUCGGUUCUUCCUGGAGCCGUCCAAGGAGCACCAAGGCCUCGUGCACAUCAGGUACUGCUACAACAACGCGUACUGGGUGCUCGUGGCCGACAGCGACGACGACCGCCGAUACGUGAGCGCCGCCGACGAGCCGCACGAGGACCUGUCCAGGGAGUCGUGCACGCUCUUCGAGCCCAUCCCUGUCGAGGGCAACGAAAACAGCAUAAGGUUGGUUAAGAUUCGAAUUGCUCAAAGUGGAUCAAAGGGAGGAUAUGCUACCAUGGUUCCCGUGUUUGAUAUAUCCAAACCCUACUUGCAAUUUCAUAAGAAUGCAGAAUCGUCCUUCACUGUCAUUGUUAAACUCUCUCGUAAACCAGAAGGUGGUUCAGAAGAAAUAACUGUAACACAGGAUUAUACAGUGCCUCCGGGGAAAACAGUCAUAGCAAAAUUUGUUACAAUGCGCGCUUCAUGUGAUGUUCCCUACUCGUACUCCCAAAACGAUGUUCUGACCAAUGGAGAAGAAGUUACUACAUUCCACAAGGAUGGCAUCUAUACUAGUGUCAAUACAUAUAAUUUACCAAUCUCUGUAACUCAAUCCUGAAGACAAGCUCAUGACGAAGUACCGUUCACGUAGUCCUGUUGUCCGCAACAGGCUGGUUUUUCUUCAGUUAAGUUGCAACGUUAGUUUCUUUCAAUAGGAGAAUAAGUCAGGCGUGUUCACGAGUCUGUUCGCACAUGUCCUAGUUUGUAACUAGAUUUAGCAUGUUGCUUUGACAUGGGAUGGCACAAUCUGAGGUCAUGGCAAUGAGUCCGGUGCACGAGCGACUCGGUCUAUGAGUUUGUUACAGAUGGAAUAAAUGGAGAGAAACAAGAAAAGCUGCAGUUGUUGCACGCAGCGCAAAACUCCUGUGUCGUGUCUCUCUCCUACUCUUUUGUUCUACACAAAAACGAGAGAGUGAGAAGAGAUUGCAACACAACACAUGAUCGUCGUCUCAACGCUACAGGUUUACAUCAAAUCAAAUAAAAGGAAGCUCUGUCUUUUGCUUUCCUUUUGGUUU